AUGGUCUCUCCCUAUUGGUCCAUCUAUUUCCGGCCGGCGGGGAGAAGGGGGCCGGGCGUCGGGGUGAGCGCCUGGCCAAUCGCGGGGCCUACCGUGCGCGCCCCUGGUUGCCCCGGGAAACCUAACAGCUCGCAGCCGCGACCGGCGGACAUGGACGGGGACGAGCGCUCUGAGCCCUCGGAGGACGGAAGCGAAGAUGGAGAGAGCCUGGACACGACCAAGAUGUCUGAAAACCAGUUCCUGGAUGAGUCCGUGGAGCCGGAGACCGAGCCAGGGUGGGAGCCGGAGGCGGGCGCGGAGGAGUUGGAGACGGCCGAGAUAGAGGCUUGGGAGAGGGCCGCCGCCGAGGACCAGCCCGAGGAGGCCGAGGGAAGCUCGGCGGCCGCCGAGGCCCCGAGCGAGGACAGGCUGGCCGAAGCCCAGGAGGAGGAGCCGGCCGAGUCCGACUGGGAGGUAGCCGAGGCGGAGGAGCCGGUGGCGGCGCGGAGGAAGGAGACGGACGCGUUCCCCCGGGGCUCGCUGCCGCUGACCACCAUCGCCGAGGAGGCCGCUGCGGAGCGGGCCGAGGGAAGCCGGGAGGCGCUGCCGCCGUCGGGCCAGCCGGACGACGAGGAGUGGUCGGAGGAGAUGAAGAAGCAGCAGGAGCAGCAGCUGCGCCGCGAGCUCCUGGACCAGUACCACCUGCUGCUGAUGGAGCGGAACCGCUACCGGCGCUACAACGCCUACCUGCAGCACCGGAUCUGCGAGUCCCUGCGCAAGAAGAAGGGGCUGGAGGCGGCCGAGACGCCCGAGCGCGCGGCCGAGCCCGAGGCCCCCGAGAAGGAGCAGGCCUACCUGCACUACCUGGCCAUCCUGGAGGAGCUGAGGAAGCAGGAGGUGGACGACCUGGAGUGGUACCACCAGGAGCUGGGCCAGCUGAAGCAGCAGUGCCAGGAGAAGCAGGCCCGGGUGGAGAAGGAGUGGCGCCGCUUCCAGGCCCUCAAGAAGCAGGUGGUGAUGCAGGUGAUGGGCAGCUGCCGCCUGCGCGGCGGGCGCCAGGCCGCCCUGCGGGAAGUGGAGCAGACCCAGGCGCUGGAGGACAAGAAGGAGAAGGAGAUGAGCGCCUUGCGGCUGGAGAACGUGCAGCUGAAGCAGAGCCUGGUGCACUUCCAGACCAGGAUGAGGGCUCAGGAGGACCUGUCGGAGGGCCUGCUGCUCAUCGACUUCGAGCAGCUCAAGAUCGAGAACCAGACCUUCAACGAGAAGGUGGAGGAGCGCAACGAGGAGCUCUCCAAGCUGCGCAACAAGGUGACCAACAACGUGCAGACCAUCACCCACGUGAAGGAGAAGCUGCACUACGUGGACAUGGAGAACGCCUGCAAAAAGACGCAGCUGAUGGAGGUGGAGUCUCAGGUGUCCCUCGGGAGGGACAUCCUGACCAGGACCAAGCAGGCCCGUGACAGCCUGCGGAUGGACAACAUCAAGCUCUAUCAGAAGAGCGGGCUUCUGGGUAAGGAGUCGCUCCUCCGGGAUUUGGAGGUAAAGGUGAACAAGACGGCGGUGCUGAGCCAGCGCCUGGAGUCCCUGAAGCGCCACCACACGGGGCUCAUGCUGUCCUGCAAAGGUGUGAAGCAGAAGAUCCGGGAGGCCAAGGCCUUCCUCCCCUCCUGACCCCGGGGCAGGAGGGCGGGCAGGGCCGAACGCCGGCCCGCUCAGCACACUGUCGGCUCCCCUCCGCACACGCGCGCUCUACUUGCUGCUGCUCUCUUCAGAAGCCGAUGGUACUUGGGAUGGAAACCUAUUUUUGAAUCUCGGGUUUCAGCUUCCAGAUCAGGGCUGAGCACAAAAAUUGGGCUAGCAAAAUAUGAGAUUAAGCAAAAAACCGGUCUAGACAGGACCAGCGACUGACUUCUCACAGUACGCCGUCAGCUGGCCUCACGCUGAGCAAGCCUGUCAUUUCAAGCACCUCAUGGAAAGGAGCACAGUCCCGUCCCGGUAUCUGGAAGGAGCCUUCAGUCUCACCAAUGGGCAGCAUUUAGAAAAAUUUCUCUGCAAUAAGCCAUUAACUUCUCUUUGGACUUAUUAAACUAUGUA
Messenger RNA from Dipodomys spectabilis (banner-tailed kangaroo rat), 2073 nucleotides. RefSeq names its product coiled-coil domain containing 96 (gene Cfap184). Bases 1 to 1650 code for a protein of 549 amino acids. The record is from RefSeq and is a predicted model, not a curated record. NCBI's taxonomy places the organism in Eukaryota, Metazoa, Chordata, Mammalia, Rodentia, Heteromyidae. The transcript has 2 exons. Gene Ontology annotation, cellular component: ciliary basal body; axoneme. Gene Ontology annotation, biological process: cilium assembly.